ACAUGUUGCAAUAAAGUCGCAUCACGAGAAAACAUAAAUCAAAGCACAAAAAACAGAAAAGCAUAAGAAAACAUAACAACAACAAACCGCAUUUAACAGUAAAUGUAACUAAAAUUGUUCUCAAAUAAAGUAAAAUGAAUAUUUUACCGAAGAAGAGCUGGCAUGUCCGCAACAAGGACAACAUUGCCCGCGUUCGCCGUGAUGAAGCCAAAGCCGCGGAAGAGGAAAAGGAACGCCAGCGAAGGAUUGCCUUGGCCGACCAAGAAGCUAAAAUUGACUUCCUGCGACAAAAAGCUCGAGCCAAGGGACAGGCAGAUUGUGGACCGAGCUCUGACAGAGCAGCAGGAGGAACGAAAUCCUCCGAAAUCGAUGAACGUUUGCAACGCAAAGAACACGUUAACUUUUUUGAGAAUCUGGAAAGCGGAAAGGACGAUGGGGUGAAGAAGAAGAAUGUGGAACACGAGAAGGAGAAAAAGGAAGAGCAGGAAAAGUAUGAAAAGCAGGUUGGGUAUCUGACCUAUUUGGGACAAGAUACGAAUGAAGCGCUGGGUAAAAGGGAUUGGUAUGAUGUUGCUCCGAAGAGAGAUGAUGAUCUGGAUAAGGAUGGAAAACGGGUAGAAGUUGGGUUGAAAUCGAAGGUAUACAAUGACCCAUUGAAUGUGAUGCGUCGAUACCUUCCUGAAAUGCGAACCAAGUCGCUUCCUUCCAUUCCUAAGGCAGAAGACAAGGCCAAGGAAGAUAUAGUGGCUGCAUCUACCAGCAAAUUAACCUAUCAGUCUUUGACUGGUAAAACUAAAAAGAGUUCUAAACGGAAAAGAACCAGUAGUUCCUCGAGUGGUUCCAGUGCUGAACCAAAACGUGAGAAAAGGAAAAAGCACCACCACAAAAAGCAUAAAAAGAAAGAGAAGAAGAAACGUAAAAAACGAAAUAAAUCGGAUUCGGAAUCCACAGAUGAGGAAACACGUCGAGUCAAAAAGCAAAAGCUCGAAGCAUUGCGGAAAGAACGAUUGCUGCGCGAACAGGGAGAGAAAGCUCGUUCGGAAAAGCUGCUUGCCAAACUGAGGGGAGAUCCCGACCCGGAUGCUCCCAAACAACCACCACCGCAAGCUGCUGUACCGAUGAUCAAGCAGAAAUACAAUUCCCAGUUCAACCCCGAAUUGGCGAAGCAAAAUUUUGAUUGAUUUUUUGUAAGCAUUUUGAGAAUACACAUCAGAUUUCAAUCAA
Aedes aegypti (yellow fever mosquito) is the source of this 1224-nucleotide messenger RNA. RefSeq names its product leukocyte receptor cluster member 1 homolog. The record is from RefSeq and is a predicted model, not a curated record. The coding region runs from base 135 to 1181 and encodes 348 amino acids. The transcript is spliced from 2 exons. NCBI's taxonomy places the organism in Eukaryota, Metazoa, Arthropoda, Insecta, Diptera, Culicidae.